AUGAGUGCGACUGGUACAGAGAGAAAUAGAGGAAAUUUGAAAAAGUUCAGUGCUUCCGGUGAGGAAUGGACAGCGUUCAUUGAUAAUCUUAGUAAGAGGGUUUCAAGACGUGUGAUAUGGGAUUUUUUUAGUCCAUAUGGUCAGAUUUUAAGAAUAUUCAUUCCAAGGUUUUUAGAGAAAUCAAACUACAAGUCCUCGACGUUUGCUUUUGUCCAAUUUGCUAAUGAGGAAAGUAGGAAGAGAGCUAUCCAGUAUGUGAAUGGGAAGUGGUUUGAUGGGAGGAGAAUAUACGAAGGGGUUGCUAAGUAUCAAAAGGUAAAUAGGAAGGAGGAUGUUGAUGGGAAGAGCACGGUGAUGAUCAAGUCAAGAAAGCAGGAUUCGAUUCAGAAUGGGGUAAAGGCAUAG
This is a messenger RNA of Hibiscus syriacus, 405 nucleotides long. Its product is annotated as organelle RRM domain-containing protein 6, chloroplastic-like. Bases 1 to 405 code for a protein of 134 amino acids. The record is from RefSeq and is a predicted model, not a curated record. Lineage: Eukaryota; Viridiplantae; Streptophyta; Magnoliopsida; Malvales; Malvaceae. The transcript has a single exon. Gene Ontology annotation, molecular function: RNA binding.